CACGCACAAAAGCAUUGCGGUUAGCAAUCUCAACUAAUGGUGGCAGUACAGUGGCCGUAGAAUUAGCGUCAGUAAAUAAGCCGGGUUUGAUCUGCUAAAUUGUGGCAUCAAAAAUAAUUUAUAAAGCUAACAAACCUUAAGUAGCUGUAGUCCAUCUGUAACGCAGUAAAUGUAUUGAAAUCAAGUUUUUCUUUCAUACUCGUGUAUAGUGUAUGAAAAAUAUAUUCUGUUAAACAUAUUCCAGACAAAUAAACUACAAAUAAUUCAUCAUGACUAUCGGAAAGAAUAAUAAGAUGUUGCAGCAUAUCAAUUACAGGGUACGCAUAAUUCUUCAAGACUCAAGAACAUUUAUUGGGACAUUUAAAGCAUUUGAUAAACACAUGAAUUUAAUACUUGGAGACUGUGAAGAAUUCAGAAAACUAAAACCAAAAAACACAAAACAACCAGAAAGAGAAGAGAAAAGAGUCCUAGGGUUUGUGUUACUGAGAGGAGAGAAUAUAGUGUCAUUAACAGUUGAAGGUCCACCACCUCCAGAAGAAGGAUUGCCACGAGUUCCAAUUCCUGGAGCUGCUACAGGACCUGGUAUGGGUCGUGCUGUUGGUCGUGGAAUGCCAGCCAAUAUUGCUGGAAUCCCAGCUGGUUUGCAAGGACCAGUCAGAGGCAUUGGUGGACCGUCUCAGCAGAUUAUGACACCUGGAAUUAGAGGUCAAGUGUCAGCACCACCUCAAAUGCACAGUGGACCAUCACCAGGAAUGCCAGGUCCUGGAGGACCCCCGCCGGGAAUGCUAGGACCACCUCCUGGAAUGAUGGGAUUACCGCCAGGUAUGCCUCCAAUGGGACGCCCUGGACCACCAAUGGCACCACCAAAUAUACGAGGACCCCCUCCUGGAAUGAUGCGUGGAGUUCCUCCUCGACCAUACUAAUUUAUCCUUUGCUCAUUAUAAAAUUAGAAUUCAAUUCAAAUAUUGAAAAGUUGAGUAAAUAUUUUAGAGUUAAUAAAUUCGUGAUUGCUAAAACUGGAAUAUUGUAUUCUUCUCAUUCACGCAGUGUAAAUGAGUUAUAAAGAUAUAAUCAGAUAAGAU
Molecule: messenger RNA, 1082 nt
Organism: Phymastichus coffea
Lineage: Eukaryota; Metazoa; Arthropoda; Insecta; Hymenoptera; Eulophidae
Gene: SmB
Product: small nuclear ribonucleoprotein-associated protein B
Exons: 4
Coding region: 270-923 (217 amino acids)
Biological process (GO): mRNA splicing, via spliceosome
Cellular component (GO): U1 snRNP; U4 snRNP; U2-type prespliceosome
Molecular function (GO): RNA binding
Source: RefSeq, a predicted model, not a curated record